Molecule: messenger RNA, 449 nt
Organism: Metopolophium dirhodum (rose-grain aphid)
Lineage: Eukaryota; Metazoa; Arthropoda; Insecta; Hemiptera; Aphididae
Product: trimethylguanosine synthase-like
Exons: 4
Coding region: 30-449 (139 amino acids)
Biological process (GO): 7-methylguanosine RNA capping; 7-methylguanosine cap hypermethylation
Cellular component (GO): nucleus
Molecular function (GO): RNA cap trimethylguanosine synthase activity
Source: RefSeq, a predicted model, not a curated record
UGUGUAUUCCCACAAUAUAAUUUAUUUAAAUGCCGAUCUGCAGCGUUGUGAAGCCGUCAGUCGCGCGGACACCACACCUAAGCACAUAUAAAUAUUGGAAAAAGAGACAUGUCUUAUUUUCGAAGUUCGACCAAGGUAUUCUGAUGGACGAGGAGAGCUUUCCCGAGACACUCAGUGCUUAUAUGGCAGAAAAGUGUGACCGGGUGAAAGUGGCUGUGGACCCGUUUUGCGGCGUCGGCGGAAAUAUAAUCCAGCUUGCCCGACUGUUCGACAAAGUCAUUGCUGUAGAUAUUGACGUAGACAAGAUAGUGAUGGCCAAGCAAAAUGCCGCGAUUUAUGGCGUACUUGAGAAGUUGAGAAGAUUGAGUUCGUUGUUGGAGACUUUUUCGCCACCAUGGGGCGGUCCAGAAUACAACAAAAUGGAUGUUAUCGAAAAUGUGUUUAUUUAA